GAGGGAGGUGUGCAACACUUCCUGUCCUCGCAUGCUGAUGUGCGUCUGGCAGCGCGCUCGCUGUCAGUGAAGAGCCCGACGCAGCGGAACAGGAUGCAGGCGAUCAAGUGUGUGGUCGUGGGAGAUGGAGCGGUGGGAAAGACAUGUCUCCUGAUCAGCUACACGACCAACGCGUUCCCCGGGGAGUACAUUCCCACCGUGUUUGACAACUACUCGGCCAACGUGAUGGUGGACAGCAAGCCGGUCAACCUGGGCCUCUGGGACACAGCUGGACAGGAAGACUACGACAGGCUCCGCCCCCUGUCCUACCCACAGACGGACGUCUUCCUGAUCUGUUUCUCCCUGGUGAGCCCGGCGUCCUACGAGAACGUCCGAGCCAAGUGGUACCCGGAGGUCCGUCACCACUGCCCCUCCACCCCCAUCAUCCUGGUGGGCACCAAGCUGGACUUGAGGGACGAGAAGGACACCAUUGAGAAGCUGAAGGAGAAGAAGCUGGCCCCGAUCACCUAUCCUCAGGGCCUGGCUCUGGCCAAGGAGAUCGAUUCGGUGAAGUACCUGGAGUGCUCGGCUCUGACCCAACGCGGCCUGAAGACGGUGUUCGACGAGGCCAUCCGGGCCGUCCUCUGUCCUCAGCCCACCAAGGUCAAGAAGAAGCCCUGCUCGCUGCUCUGAGGAUCAGAAAAGAAGACCUUCAGACCUUCAGACCUCCAGACCUUCAGACCUGAGGUUGAAGAUGUCAGAGUUUUGUUAUGUUUCUAAAAGAGUUUCACAAUAUGAAAUACAUUUUGCUUUUUCAGUUCUGAUAAAUGGGACUAGAUCUUUCUUCACAUCAAGCUUCAUAGCAGCAAUAAAUCCCUAAAUGAGGAUUUACUGCCCCCCUCCACAGAUUCACAUUGUUGUUCAAAGGUCAGCUUCAUGUAAUUCGGGUGGGGGGGGGGGGGCUUCUUAAAGGUAUUAUUUGGUACUGAGAUCAAAGUGUUAUAGUCAGAUUGGUUCAUAACGUAUUUCUACUGGAUCAGAAAUGUAGUUUUCUAUGAGCAGGAAGAUGAACAAUGUUGUACCUGAAUAAGAGUUAUUUUUUGUUGUCAUAUUAAAAUAAAAUACAUUUCAUCAAGGAAAACCCC
Molecule: messenger RNA, 1124 nt
Organism: Pungitius pungitius (ninespine stickleback)
Lineage: Eukaryota; Metazoa; Chordata; Actinopteri; Perciformes; Gasterosteidae
Gene: rac2
Product: Rac family small GTPase 2
Exons: 7
Coding region: 94-672 (192 amino acids)
Biological process (GO): engulfment of apoptotic cell; regulation of actin cytoskeleton organization; motor neuron axon guidance
Cellular component (GO): cytoplasmic vesicle; cell projection; cytoskeleton
Molecular function (GO): GTP binding; protein kinase binding; GTPase activity
Source: RefSeq, a predicted model, not a curated record